Carica papaya (papaya) is the source of this 2204-nucleotide messenger RNA. Lineage: Eukaryota; Viridiplantae; Streptophyta; Magnoliopsida; Brassicales; Caricaceae. The record is from RefSeq and is a predicted model, not a curated record.
UUGAAAUCAAAAAAGGAAUGUGGAAGCUCAAGGUAAGUGAGGGAGAGAAUGAGGCGUGGGUUACUAGUGUGAACAAUCACAUAGGCAGAAUGUUCUGGGAGUUUGAUCCAGACGCUGGGACUCCAGAUGAACGAGCUCAAGUUGAUCAACUCCGAAAUCACUUCACCAGCAAUCGUUUCCGAUGCAAGCAAAGUUCCGAUCUCAUGAUGCGACUUCAGUUUGCAAGGGAUCAGAAUCAUGUUCCGGAAUGGGGAGAAAAUAAAUUAGUUAAAGUGGAAAAAACGGAGGAUAUAACCAAGGGAAUGGUGCGCGACAUUUUAAGAAGAGCUGUUGGCUUCUACGGGAGCCUGCAAGUUGAAGAUGGAUUCUGGCCUUCUGACUACGGAGGCCCUUUGUUUCUCAUGCCUGGCCUGGUGAUUGGUUUAUAUGUGACGGGAGGUCUGAGCACAGUAUUGGCAGCUCCUCAUCGUGAAGAAAUGUGCCGCUAUAUAUACAACCACCAGAAUGAGGACGGGGGUUGGGGAUUGCAUAUAGAAGGGCCCAGCACAAUGUUCGGUACGGUUCUAUCAUAUGUCACCUUGAGACUUCUUGGGGAAGAAAUGGACGGUGGUGAUGGAGCCAUGGAUACAGGCAGACGUUGGAUUGUUGAUCGCGGCGGAGUCGUUUUCGUUCCCUCGUGGGGCAAGAUCUGGCUUUCGAUACUCGGAGCGUACGAGUGGAGUGGCAAUAAUCCACUGCAACCAGAGACGUGGCUUCAACCUUACUCUCUGCCCACACAUCCAGGACGGAUGUGGUGUCACUGUCGCAUGGUAUAUUUGUCCAUGUCAUAUUUGUAUGGAAAGAGAUUUGUGGGACCCGUCAGUUCUUUGAUUUUGUCACUCAGAACAGAGCUAUACACCACCCCCUAUCACCUUGUUGAUUGGGACCGCGCCAGAAAUCGUUGUGCCAAGGAAGACUUGUAUUAUCCACAUCCACUGGUACAAGACAUACUGUGGGGAUAUCUUCACAAAGUGGUGGAGCCUAUGCUUAUGAACUGGCCCUUUUCUAAGCUCAGAAACAAGGCCCUUCAAACCAUCAUGCAACACAUCCACCAAGAAGAUCAAAGUACUCAAUAUACCUGUCUUGCUCCGGUCAACAAGGUGCUAAACAUGAUCUGCUGCUGGGUGGAAGACCCAAAUUCAGAUGCCUAUAAGUACCAUCUUUCUAGAAUUAAAGAUUAUCUCUGGAUAGCUGAGGAUGGCAUGAAAAUGCAGGGAUAUAAUGGGUCACAAUUUUGGGAUGUGGCCUUCGCUGUUCAAGCAAUUGUUGCCACAAACCUGGUAGAUGAAUACGGCUUAAUACUUAAGAAAGCACACAAUUUCGUUAAAAACACUCAAGUGAGGGAAAAUAGCUCCGGUGAACCCCAAACGUGGUAUCGCCACAUUUCUAAAGGAGGAUGGCCUUUUUCCACACCCGACAAUGGUUGGCCCGUUUCUGAUUGUACUGCCGAAGGUUUGAAGGUAGCAGUGUUAUUAUCUAAGAUGCCAACUGAGAUUGUAGGAGAAGCAAUACCGACUGAACAAUUAUACGAUGCCGUUAAUCUGAUGUUAUCUUUACAGAACAAAAAUGGAGGAUUUGCAUCAUAUGAGCUGACAAGAUCUUAUCCAUGGCUGGAGAUAAUCAAUCCAUCUGAAACAUUUGGAGAUAUCGUCAUAGAUUAUCCGUACGUGGAAUGCACAUCGGCUGCAAUUCAGGGACUGAAAGCAUUCACAAAACUGCAUCCUGGAUAUAGAAGAAAAGAAAUCAGUAAUUGCAUCCAAAAGGCUCUUCACUUCAUUGAGAACAUUCAGCAGGCUGAUGGGUCGUGGUAUGGAUCGUGGGGGAUAUGUUAUACUUAUGGCACUUGGUUUGGAAUAAAAGGGUUGGUGAAUGGAGGCAGAAGCUACGAGGAUAGUCAUCACGUCAGAAAAGCUUGUGAUUUCCUUUUAUCCAAACAGCUUCCUUGUGGCGGAUGGGGAGAGAGCUUUCUUUCCUCCCAAAACAAGGUGUAUACAAACUUACCCGAGAACAAGUCGCAUCUGGUAAACACUUCCUGGGCAAUGUUAGCUCUCAUUGAAGCUGGACAGGCUAAGAGAGAUCCCACCCCACUGCAUCGUGCCGCAAGAGUACUGAUCAAUUCACAGAUGGAAAACGGAGACUUUCCACAGCAGGUACAUUUACAUAUA